Messenger RNA from Linum trigynum, 3982 nucleotides. The record is from the annotation of a GenBank genome assembly. Lineage: Eukaryota; Viridiplantae; Streptophyta; Magnoliopsida; Malpighiales; Linaceae.
UGCUAAAGAAAAAAAUAUUGACGCCUGCAUCGCCACUCCUAUUUGUUAGAAGGAGAACGAGUAUAUACGUCACUCGCCAGCAUUGUCGUUGUUGGUCGAAAGGGGGAUGAGGGCGGUAUCGCCACCUAUUUAAGCGUUCUUGGCAAAGGUCCAAAGAGUAGGAUAGGACCUGGGGUCGCCAUGCACCACCUUGCGAGCCUCGCGGUCCUUAACCCUCUUGGUGGAGACAGCAAAAGGAACGACGUUAGAUUCGCUGCAGGAGAUCCACUUGUGCGCCUUCGGGAACUAACUAAUGUAGGAAAGAAAUCCAAAAAUAUCUAAGUUAUAAAAUAAAUUUCUAACAAUACCAGACUUUCCAAAAUACCUAAGUUAUAAGCAAUUAGGUUAUCUAGUUUGAACUUUGAAACUAAAGAUCUAACAAGAUGCAAUAUGAAAGUUAAAUAAUUAGGUUAAAUUUUGAAAUUAGAGGAUCUAAGAAGAUUAGGAUUAAAGUUAAGUGAUCAUAUUGAAAGAUAGGAGAGGCAGGAAGGAUGGAGAGGUGGCCGGUGGGUGAGGAGUUGUGUUGCUGGGAAUCAAAUCCACGUUCCACAAGUGGCCAACGACUCAUCGGAGUUCAUCGACGACGUAUCAGGCCUUCUGAAGUCCGAAUUAUACAGAGGACCCGACUUGGGAGAGAGGGUAUGGGUCAACCAGAGAUACAAAUCAUUCAUUAGAAAGAUCACUUUAUUCCGCGCCGCCGCUUUCGCUUAGACAGACCCUGGAUCCGGAACUCGAGAACCAACAAUGAGGAUUUGGAUUCCGAAAAUUUUGAUUUGUUGUCGACGCUCCACAUAUCGCUACUUCCAACAUCGACCUCCAACGCUUCAACGGAGGCCGAUAUCUAUAAAAUCUAAACACAAACUCGGGAUAAAAACCGUCUCGCCCGCAACUGCUGAGAGAGAUAAAAAUGGUGGCGAAAACGACGGUUAGCAUGGUGCUAACCCCUCAACCCCCCACCCCCCACCCAAUCCCAAACCCGAAAAUCUGCAAGACUCUAGAAUACAAACAAAAGGGGGCGGACUGCCGACUGACUCAGGCUACUGUACAAACCGAUGUGAGCCAUUAACAGUGCGUUAGGCCCCAAACUGUAGCGGUAGGUGAAAGUUUUUGUGAUCCAAUACAAAAAGCAAACCGAUGUGGCUGGCUGGCUGGCGGCGACAUGUGGCCGGAGCCGGUGGGUCCCCCAUCCAUCUCUCAAUUAACAAUCAGAAAGGUCGUCGUCGUCGACGACAACGACGAUAACUCCAUUCCUUCAGUUGCCGGGCUCUCACCGACGCCGUAUUAUUGCUAUCUCCCAAACAAAACUACCCGUUGAUUCGCCGGUCCACCGUUGAACCGCGUGUGUGUGCGCGAGAUCAAGAUUAGAUUCAAAGUCAAACCUCCAUUAUUCCCUCUCCCGAAACCUUUCUUCCUCCUCCCCACUUGUUCCCACUUCUGACUACUUCCUUCCCCCAACUCUCUGCUCUCUCCCACUCAAUCCCCCCAUGGCUCUGCUCCUCCGCCACCCAAUUUCAAUCCUCUCCAUCGCCCUCUUCCUCGCCGCCGCAGUCACCGCCGCCCAGGAUCCGCCGGCUUCUCCAUCCAGAUACGAGGCCUGCAGGCCCAAAACCUGCGGCACCGGACCAAACAUAACCUACCCGUUCUACAUCCGCGGCAACAAGACCGACUUCUGCGGCCUCCGCGGGUUCGGCAUCCGCUGCGAGUCCGGCCAGCCAAUCUACCGCACCUCCGCCGCCCACUACGUCAUCCAAAGCAUCGCCUACUCCAACCAGACCUUCCGCCUCGCCAACCAGCAAUUCAUCUCCCCUCCUUCCGCCGCCGCCGCCUGCCCAACCCCUCACCUCAACUACUCCUUCGACCGCUCCUCCGUCGAGUUCAGCCCUUCCCACGCCGACGUCUACUUCUUCUACGGCUGCAACGCCUCCUCCUUCCGCCUCGCGAGAAGAGCGUCCCAGAUUCUCGACUGCAAUUCGUCCGCCGACGGGGACAACAACAACAAGACGUUCGUCGCCUUGAUUCCUCUGGAUGAGGAGUUCGAUUGGAACAGAGGGUCUUGCAGGGCUGCUGUGGCGGCUCCGGUUCAGCUCCGGGAGGGGAAGGAGCUCAAUGCGUCGAUUACCGAGGUGGAUUUCAGGAAGCUUUUGCGAGAUGGGUUUAGCCUGAAAUGGGUCGGGUUGGCGGGUUACCACUGCGGCGACUGCCAGAACAGCGGCGGCCGGUGUGGGUUUGAGGAAGGGGAAAGCAAGUGUUACUGCCCCGAUGGAACUUCCCAUCCGAAUAAUUGCCGUAACUACGACGAUUCCGUCUCCUUCUCCAACAACUCCGGGAAACGUAGAUCUAUGUUGAAGCUGGGAUUGGGUCUAGGGUUUGGAGUGGUAAUACUAGUCAUGAUUUUGCUCUCUGCUUUCAUUUGCCAUCGCAAGAGAAGAAGAAGGCAGAAGAAUCAACAAAGCUUCGAUUCGGGAAACGCCUAUCUCAAACCAUCUCCCACCACCAGAGACCCGGACGAAGAAGCCAACACCUGCUUCGGAAUCCCAAUCUUCACCUACGGCGAGCUCGAAGAGGCCACGAACCGUUUCGACAGCGACAAAGAACUCGGGGACGGAGGAUUUGGUACAGUGUACUACGGCAAGCUCCGAGACGGGAGGGAAGUUGCGGUGAAGCGCCUCUACGAGCACAACUACAGAAGGGUCCAGCAGUUCAUGAACGAGGUGGAGAUACUAACCCGCCUCCGCCACAAGAACCUCGUCUCCCUCUACGGAUGCACCUCGCGGCGCAGCCGCGAGCUCCUUCUAGUGUACGAGUACAUCCCCAACGGCACCGUGGCCGAUCACCUCCACGGCGAUCGGGCAAUCUCCUCUCCCCUUACGUGGCCGGUCCGGAUGAGCAUCGCGAUCGAGACAGCGAGCGCUCUGGCUUACCUCCACGCCUCGGACAUCAUACACCGUGAUGUGAAAACCACCAACAUUCUCCUGGACGGCAAUUUCGGGGUGAAAGUCGCCGACUUCGGGCUGUCGAGGUUGUUCCCCGAUCAUGUCACCCACGUCUCGACUGCUCCGCAGGGGACCCCUGGCUAUGUCGACCCGGAUUACCACCGGUGCUACCAGCUGACGAGCAAGAGCGACGUGUACAGCUUCGGCGUCGUGCUGAUGGAGCUGCUGUCGUCGAUGCCCGCGGUCGACAUCUCGAGGGACAGGGACGAGAUCAAUCUGGCCACUCUAGCCGUUGAUAGGAUCCAGAAGCGUAGGUUGGACGAUUUGGUGGACGGUCAGAUUGGGUUCGAUACGGAUGCAGAGGUGAAGAGGAUGGCGAGCGAGGUCGCGGUGCUGGCUUUUCAGUGCCUGCAGCAGGAUAAGGAGAUGAGGCCCAGCAUGGAUGUGGUGAUGGAGGAUUUGAAGCAGAUUAACGACGGCGUGCAGGGUGAUCAAAUGAACAAUGGGGAGAAAUCGCUAAGCAUUUCGACGACAACAACGACGCCAUCGUCGUUGUCAUUGCCACUGCCAUUGCCAUCGCUGGACUUUGCGGAAGCCGUGCUGCUGAAGAAGCUCCCGUCUUCUCCGAUCUCUGUGACGGAGAAAUGGGUCAGCAGUUGUUCCACUACGCCGAAUGUCAGCAGCUAGUGAACUGGCAAUCUGGCCGGCGUGGAUGAAUGGCGCGGCGAAUUGGGUCUCAGCUUUCUUUCUUGUUUUGUAAUCUAGAUUGGAACUGUGCAUACGAAAACAUCAGCUAAUUGUUUGCGGGUAGAUAUAAAAUUGUACAUUUCGAGUGUUGAGCAUUACUGAAGCAUUUCUCUAUAAUCAUACGGUCGGUAGCCAAGUAGGAUUAGGCAUUCUCUAUAAUCACAUAGCAACAUCAAUUGACUGAUGAGUUUGAAAAGUGUAAUAUGUACAUUAUUUUUAUUUAUUGAUAAGAAUGUUUGCUAAAAUCAAAUCAUGAUAAUUUA